Molecule: messenger RNA, 5313 nt
Organism: Pangasianodon hypophthalmus (striped catfish)
Lineage: Eukaryota; Metazoa; Chordata; Actinopteri; Siluriformes; Pangasiidae
Gene: poldip2
Product: polymerase (DNA-directed), delta interacting protein 2
Exons: 11
Coding region: 54-1199 (381 amino acids)
Biological process (GO): error-free translesion synthesis
Cellular component (GO): mitochondrial nucleoid; nucleus
Molecular function (GO): DNA binding
Source: RefSeq, a predicted model, not a curated record
GUUGUGUCCUUUUGUAAGCGGCCUGCGUUCAGGACUGGCUGCGCUAAACAAAGAUGGCGGCGUGUGUGUUACGGAGCUGGGGGAUACUGUCUACUGUUAAUAAGUUUAGUAAAAAGCACACACUGCGGGUACUCGGUGUGGAACUCAACAGCAGACACGAAGUGAACAGACGCCGCUUGCAGUGUUCAACAUGUGGUAUCCUGAAUGUACAACAAAAACGGUUCAUGUCGUCCCGUAACAGGGCAGAAGGGAAGGUGCUAGAGACAGUGGGAGUGUUUGAAGCACCAAAGCAGCAUGGCAAAUAUGAAACAGGGCAGUUGUUCCUGCACAGCGUGUUUGGCUACAGAGGCAUUGUCUUGUUCCCCUGGCAUGCUCGACUUUACGACCGUGACGUCACCCCUCCAGCAUCUGACAGUAAGCCAGAGACUCCAGGAGCACAUGGGUCAAAGGAGGUGAAGGGAAAAACACACACAUACUAUCAAGUCCUCAUUGACACCAGAGACUGUCCACACAUAUCACAGAGAUCACAGACAGAAGCCGUCACAUUUCUAGCCAAUCAUGACGACAGCAGGGCUCUGUAUGCUAUUCCAGGUCUAGACUAUGUGAGCCAUGAGGAUAUUCUGCCAUAUAAUUCUACAGAUCAGGUGCCCAUUCAACACGAGCUGUUUGAGAGGUUCCUCAUGUUCAACCCAUCUAAAGUGCCUCCAUUUGUAGCGAGAGACACACUGCGUGCGUGGCAGGAGAAGAACCAUCCAUGGCUGGAGUUGUCCGAUGUCCACAGAGAGACUACAGAGAAUAUCCGAGUGACCGUCAUCCCUUUCUACAUGGGCAUGAGGGAAGCACAGAGUUCACAUGUUUACUGGUGGCGCUACUGCAUCCGUCUGGAGAACAUGGGCAACGAGGUGGUGCAGCUGAGAGAACGACACUGGAGGAUCUUCAGCCUGUCAGGAACACUGGAGACGGUCAGAGGCCGGGGAGUGGUGGGCCGGGAGCCUGUAUUGUCUAAAGAGCAGCCAGCGUUCCAGUACAGCAGUCACGUCUCACUACAGGCCCCCAGUGGACACAUGUGGGGCUCCUACCGGUUCGAGAGGCCCAACGGCACAUUCUUCGAUGUGCGCAUCCCUCCCUUCUCUCUCGAAAGCAAGAAGGACGAUAUGCCCAACGGCUUCCUGCCUGGCCCAUUCUCCUCACUGGCUUAAGAGCACAGAGACCAGAGCAUUGCCCUGGUGUGCUCGUCCCAACCCCUGCCAAGCUCGGCCUGUCCUCCUGUCCUGCAUCUUCAACAACAUGUCCCUGUCCCACUGUUUAACUGUGCAGUAACUUCAGCUCUAUUUUGCCCCAUGCGCACUAAUCCAUGCAUUAAUAAUAAUAACAAUAAUAAUAAUAAUAAUAACAGUGAUACUAUAUUAAAUGCUCUGCUUUUUGUUUUUCCUUAAUCUUUCUAGUUUGAAUAACAUGUUUUAACUUAAGAAAAAAGUGUAGCGACGUUACUAAACUUCAGUUUAACUUCUAAAGAUUUGCACAUCGCGCCCAUGAUGUGAGAAUGAGCUAGAAACAAAUCUGCAAAUCUUAAAAAGCCUUUACAAAUAUGAGAGAACACUGCUUUUAAAAAAACACUCAAAAUACAUACAAGCUCUUAUUUUAUUGGUUAUUUAUAUCAGUCUUUUUAGCAGUUGAAUUUGAGCAGUGCUGAAGAUUAGGGUGCUACAGCGCUCUCAGCCCUCGCACUUCCCACCUCGCUGUAGCUUUCGUACGUGUAUGUGCAAGAAGCAAAAUGGGACGGAUAAAGUUUCUAAAAUAACACUAAACACCAUUCAUACCAUUAGCAUAUUUUCCCUGUAAUUAAGUGAUGCUUAUCAGACUUCUUUUUCAGCUUCCUCCCAUGAUGUUCAGCAGCUAACGUGGAUUUCCUCGCUUGCAAGUCACCAAAUAAAGCAUGCAUUGUUAUAUCCAGAAUUGGAAAUCUACCUUUUCAAAUUUACUUGCAUCCCUAAGUUAUAUAAGUUAUAUCAAUGAUCAGCUUUCAACAUACUUGAUGUAUUUUUUUUUGCUUUAAGAGAGCUGAAUCUAGAUCUGAUCUCAUGUUCUAGGCUUGACUAGAUUUGAACGUCACCUAAAACAACUAAAAAAGUUUACACUAAUUGGGCCCCAUUAUGUCUCGUGUCACUAUUUUCGUUAAAGCUUUUCUGUACAAUCCAUCAGAGGGUCUGCUUUUAAUCUCUAGCACAGUCUGUCUGUCUGUCUCUCUCUCUGUCUCUCGCUCGCUCGCUCGCUUGCUCCCCCCCGUACUUGACUUAACAAACCUCUCAGCAAACAAACGAACCUCCUUUUAAUUUAUCUUAAUACAGUUUUACUGUCUCGUCCUCAACCCUCACUCUCUCUGUUCAUUUAUCUUUAGCUGUAUUUAACGUCAUGCUGUGAAACUAAUUUGGAGUUAUAUUUGUGGUAUAUACACUAUUAUGAGAAAAACAGUUUAAUCAGUAACCAUGCGUUUCAUUCACCCAUUAACAACCCAUUAACUAAGAGUCACUUAAUACACUCAGGUUUGGGGAAAUGUUAUUUUAUAAUGUAUAAAUGACAAAAAAACUACAUUUUCCAGGUAUAUGCUAGAUAAUAGAAUUAGUUGUGUGGCACAUCGGAUAUCAGUGUGACUGAAUUCUAGCCAACAAAAAAGAGAGAAAAAACAAUCAGGUUUUAGCUGAAAUUGUGUUUUUCUGCCUAUAACACGCUUGAACAUCACUACUUCAAGAAACCAGAAAUAUAUUUCGUGCUUUGAUCAAGUUGUUGUAUAGCUGCAUUUUAUAGUGAAAUGAACAUAAUAUUCAUCAACACAGAUCAAAUUUACAUGUAUAUGGAUAUUUUUGAAAACACAGGGCUUCAUUUAUCAAUCUUUUAGUUUGCGUGUUGCGCGUAAAUGUUUGCAUAAAACCAAACAAAAAAAUUUCGCUUAAUUUUUUAAGUACCUAAUUUUCGUAAAUGCUGAUUUUCCUCUUUCUUGCGUGUAAUGUUUGUGAUGUUGAUGAAUCCGAAUCAUCUAUAAAUGACCAAACGUGAAUGGCACAGCUCAUUGGCAUGUAGUGACGUCGACAUAACAUCACUAUCAUAAAAAAGGUUCAAGUGCACAGACAGCUGGCAGCACAAAACGACUGAUCAAGGUAAAGCCUGAAAAACAGAAGUGGAAAUAAUUUUGACUCACUACUAUGCCAAUAAAAAUAUUUAAUAAUAUAUAAUAUGAAUAAUAGAAAGCCAACGCUAAAUUUUCCGCUAGCCGAGGCAUUAGUUUACGGCUUAUGGCUAUGCGCAUACAGACCGGCCCGUCCUCCAUUUAUACAGUGUCUUCAGUUAUACUUCUUCAAUCAUAAUUGAAUGAUUAGUUUUAUUUGUCUUGGUUUAUUUCUUUUUCUUUAGUUAGUGCCAGUAAUAUAAAAUGACUGGUUUUCACAAAACAUUCACAAUGGUACUCUUAGUCCCAGACCUAGUGAACUAGUGUGAGGACGUGUUGUUGAUGGAAAAUUGAUAAAUUUAUACACACUUAGGAGCAGGAGUGAAAUACAAACGCUUUUCCGAAUUUACAGGAGUUUUGUUACUACCAAAUUUCGGAAGCGUGUAAACGCUUGUACGAAUGAUUUAUACGUAAGUCCGUUCAUAUCCAGCUUGAUAAAUGAGGCCCGUAGUUUUUACCCUAUUGUUUAAAAAAAAUAAAUAAAUAAAAAAAAUUCCGUCCACAUGAAGAGUUUUCAAAAAUAACUUCAUUCACAUGAGCAUGCCAGCCCAUGUAUGUCAUAAACUUGUCAUGUUAAGAGCAUGUGUAUUGAGAGGUUAAGAGGCAAAAUGCAGUUCUAAAAUGAAAAAGUGUAACAGUAAAACGAAAUGAAAAUUAAAUUGCUAUUUCUUAUCAAAUAAGAAAUAACAGAACAGAUCAAGAGUCCUAGCAGGUCCAUGUCACUGGGCAUGCCCAGAUUGACACUGUGAUAUCAGCAUUUACAGAAACAUUUCCGUCUACACGAAAACUGUGAAAACAGCUUGAAAAUUUCUCCAUUUUGGAGGCCGUUUUUUCAAAAAACUUUUUUUUUUUUUUCCCCAGCGACCCAAAAUGUCAUGUUUGUGUGGAUGGAAAGCCAAAACUUCAAAGAAUAAUGUGAAAAAAUGAUCAUACAAUCAAAUGAUUUUAUAAUCAGCUACUGCGAUUUUCUCACUUGUUCUCUCAGGCUGCCACACGUUUAUCAAAUUAGCACUGUGUUAUUUAUUCACCCCCAUUUUUUUUAAACAUUGAGAAUGUAAAUACCACUGUAAAUAAUUGUAUUAAUGUAAACACAAUUUUUUUUUUUUUAAACAGUACAUGAGUAUGUCAGUUGACAUGUAACCAAAUCGUCUCACACAAGCAAUAGGAAGCACAAUGAUGAACAUUUUUCUUCUUGUGAACAGUUGCUGUUUUAUCUUUAUGAAGUUAACUUCAGUUAGUAUAUGCUGCUUCUCUACUACUACAGCUACAUAUAUGCUGUGAAACGACUGUGAGGCCUACACACCGGUUAUAUGGCUGAUAAUUCCGUCUUUUUGAGGAACUGAAUCAUCACAUUGCUUUUGUAUACAAAUGAGAAUGGGUACAAUUUACUACACGGAUCCUUCUUUGUGGUUCCUUUUGUGAAGCUUGUUAUGUGUUGUUUGAUUUUGCGUUAACGUUUGGCUAAGCUUUAUGGAAAUAUGUUAAUGUCAAAAGUAAUUACACGUAAAUGCAACGAUGACAUUUUAACUGUAGAAAUUGUGAAUCUAUAUUUAUAUUUGUAAACCUGGCCUUGCCAUUGUAACCUACGUUUCUACGUGGCAUAAUUACAGAUAUGCAGUGGUUCGGGUGAUUACGAGUCACAGUUGUUGUGCAUUUUUAAACAACUCAUUGUUAUGUUUUGAGGAGUGUAAUCCAAGCAAAUGUAUCCACAGAGCUCAGGGGCGUGGCCAGUGGAUGUUGACAGAGCUUAGGGGGUGGGGCUAAAACAAAAUGUUACUACAGACUGUCGAAACUCAGCAAGUAAAGUGGAAAGCUGCAAAUGAAAUGAGAUGUAAUUUCAGUCUAAAUGUGCAAAUGAUGACUUGCAAAUGUUUACAGUUUAUGAAAUCAACUGUAGAUUGGUGCUUGGUCAAAUUUUAGCUUUGAAUUGAUGUACAAUUACUUUUGAAAGGAAAGUUGGUUUAGUUUCACUACUAAAGUGGACUGUGGAAGGUGGAGUCACCAGCUUUGAACUCGAAAUGCUGUUUGAAGACUGCUGAAUGUAACUUCGUUGUUUUGAAAAUAAUAAAAAGGGGAAAUUGUUUUGAAAA